CUCCAUGCCCUGAAAAUAUCGUCCGAAAAGCUCCAAAUCAACCAAGUAAUCGAAGCAUAUCACACAACCACCCUAUAUUCUGUCCCAAACAAGCCACAAUUGAUUGCGGAAUGGUUGUUUACUCGUCUGCUUAAGGAUCGGAAAAAUUCAUCGUGUGUGCUUAUAACUUGUUCAUCCUCCUGGCCUAAGAAACCUUGUUAUAGAGAGUCUAACCCCGUAGUGGAUGCUAGAUACUGGAAGCUUCUUUCGCAGGUUUUGUCUGAGCAAUCGACCACGCAUAAGCACUGGUUGCUGCCUCUGCUAAAUCGCGUUCCUGUCGCACCAAUUGUCGCGUCUUUCUUGGAGUUAUCUCAGACACUGCAAGAAAAUCCACGAAAAGAGAUAGCUUUGGUGGCAUACCGUGCAUUUUUGCGUUUCUGGCCUCUGGCGCUCCCCAAGAUACAACCCGAAGCACUUCUCGACUGCCUAGGCGCAGUUUUGAGACUAGUCAGUGUUGAUGGCGACUUUAAUAAAAUGGGCCUGGAAAUCAUAUCGUCCCUAAGAUAUGCCAUAGGGAACACCUCGAACAAAAAGAAAUUGUUUGCUCUCUUCGUCCAAAACCACCUCCAUGACUGGAUCUCGUCAGUCAAGGAACCGACAGCGCCCGAGAGCUUGUACUUUGUGGGGACUGAGAUUCUUUUCAAUGAAGAAACCUUACGACCAGCACACGAUGAAGACCAUGCAUUGUUCGUGGGCCUUCGGAAUGCUCUUUCAGAGAGCACGCUUUCCGUCCUUCCGCGGCUAUAUCUAUCAUUCGUGACAUUUACCAAGAAGCAUCGCAGCUCACUAUUCGGGCAGAGCUCAGCUCCCAAUGCUGUUGGGGCUUCCGACCACGUCCGGACAGCUGCAUUUACCUUUUUCGAUUCGUGCUCAAGCUUGCUGUCCCUCUCGGGCCCCACGUCUUCCACUUGGCUUGCACGCAAUGCUCUCUUGGAGGUUAUAAUAGACGAGAAGUUGUUCGAUGUGAAUGACCUUGACGCUCAGAUGAGCCUGCAAGGCAUUGGUCCAUUGAUUCUAUCCACGCUUUCGUUGGAAUAUGAUGAGCAGCAGGUAUCGCUGGCAGUGAAAUGUUUGACGAAUUUAAUGCGAAUCGACCAUGAUCUGAUCCUCAAAGACGUGCCCCGUAUUCUUCCGGCGCUCCUUACGAUAUCGGAACCCCUCCCGUCCAUUCACGACUUCCUACAGAUCUUGUUACAAUACCACAUCCAGACCCGAUCCCUCCAGACAUAUAUCGAAACUCUCUUUACAUCUCUGAUGCAUUCACCGUCGUCAGUGGCGUCGAGCAUAGGCCGGACCUUGGGUGCCUUUCUCCAUAUCGCUCAUCUGGAACGGCUUUCUGUGGCAAUCGAAACCUUCCUUACCCCAUCUCAAAUUGCUCCGACAAUAGAGCUUGUCACCGCCGAUCUCCAAAGCAAGUGGCAACAAAUCUCGGCCUUGAAGCACGUUGAUUUUACUCUUGCGAGAGCAUUUUCUGCAAGUGCCGAGUUGACUGCCGUCAUCGUGAAGGCGCUACCUCUCCGCGCGCUAGCAGAUCCCAGUCGCAGACAAGUUCAAGCAACUCUAAAAAUGUUCAAGGAAGAUUUCCUCGCCACUGCCAUCUCGAAGUCUCUCAAGAGUAUGCGGAAAGAUGUUGGCUCCUCCGAGACUCAAUUUGUGUUAACCGCUCUGCUACGCCUCGCCUAUUCGCUUGAUCUACCUGCCUCAGAUAAGCUUCGGAGCAAAAUGCAGUCGUUGCUUGAUGACCAAAGACACGAACCGGGACCGUUGUUCCGGUCGUUGUUGAAAUGGUCCAGCACCGCCGAACCUUCUGCGGCUCUGGCGUUGAAUGAAGCCCUGUUGGCGCAUCUAAAAAAUGGCCCCGAUCUCGAUAUCCUCUCCAUGUUAUUAGAAAGAUGGCUGCCGACAAUUGACGGCCUCAUGUCCAGCUCACAACUUGAGACAUUUGUCACAAUCCUCUUCAAUACGCCACUGAAUACCAGCGCCUCCUAUCAGGACGCCAGCCCCUCAUCUGUAUUACUCAGUGGAUUAUCUUCUGCUGAAUUCUGGGAACUGACCAAUAUUCGCGCCGCGAUAUCCAAGUAUGUAGAUGAGAAAACGACACAUCUGCUGAGUGAGGAGUUAUCCCAACGGCGCCUCACUGCUUCGUCUACCUACGCCCUUCUCCUUCUCUUCCCGGUCGAGUCCUUUUCUCGAACGACUCGGAACGAUCUCGUCAACCGCGCAAUCGACAUUGACAUCUCUCUUAUGGCCGAUCAUUGUCCGGAGCUCAGAGAGUUUAUCCAGAAUGUUGCCUCGUCUACUGGCGCGGUCGAAACAGCGUCAACAAUAUCGUCUCGAUACCUGUCGCACUUGGUCCAUAAUGCGCAAGAUACUCCCGUCACGUUAUCCUUGAUCGAGUUGCAUCUAUUAGUGCUGAUCAAGUCUUCCGAAUCCUCAGACGCAGACGCAGUUGUUGAGCUCCUGACAUCCAUUCGUCUGGACCAGAUUUCCAAACCUGGCUCAAGUUCCCAGACAACCGUCCUAUCACAUCUACUCACCAUAUUAUCUUCCACGCCCCACCUUCCGAACAAUGUCUCCCAGACUCUGGGAAAUAUUAUUCGGGACUUGACUACAGUCCUUUCCGCGCAAGUUGAAGCUAUCGGCAGGAAGGACGCUUUGCUUCACCUAUGGCGCUCGACACGUCUACUUGGACAACGGUUAUGUAUAAUUGAUGAUCUACCUCUCAUUGGUCGGAGUCUUUGUGCUUCCAUUCAAAAGCAAGAGAAAUGCGGCGUAGCUUUCUCUAUUCUGCUAGAAGAACUAGUGUCAUUUGCGCCAGCUGAACGACAGCCUCAUCUUGGAUAUGUGUUGGCAGCUUACGUACAUUUCGGUCGAUUUGUUAACCUCGAAGGUCAAAGGGAACUUGACCAUCGUGUCUCUCGAACUUGCCAUUCCAUGAAAGCGACAGAUUUUUCGUCUCUUCUCACUAUAACAAGCGCCUGCCUUGGUGAUGUCCUUACCUCAAAAGAUGAUUUGCCGCAUUUGGUUCGUUUCGCAUCACUGUUACUAUCCAGCCACCCCCCAGGGACUCUGAAAGUGACCCAAAAGUUCUUCGCGGGAUGCGUCAAUAUAUCUGUAGCUCGGCCGGAAUUUACUCGAGUGGAAGUUAUCCGUCUGGUUCGCCAUUAUUGCUCCGAACAGCCUGCUUCUCUGCGUAUUUCAGACAUGGGCAACAUUUGGCUACUGUUGUCCAAGUUUCUCUCGAGAUCGAAGCAACACGACACGGUCACAUCCGCAGACAUGCUGCAAGACAUCACCUUCGUGGUCGGCGCACUGAUUCGAUUGAGGCGUGACCUGGUCGUUCUGGCGCUCCCGAAUCUGAGCUUUGUACUGCAGCAAAUUCUGUCUACACUCCGUCGGCCGCGUCCGCACCUUGGCGCAAAGCAAGCAAGUCUUAUCAAAGACUUGCUGCCUGAGUGGAUCAAUCCUGAGACCGCAGUUAGUCUCGACGAGGCAAGAUCUAUUUCGCGGCUGCUUAGCGCGCUGGAAACGAAAACGACCGUUCGCACGCAUGCGGAAGUGGUACAAAAAGCGGAGUCGCUUGCAAAAGCAUUUUCAAAGCACGCCGCCUACGUCCUCAAGGCCUAUAUCGAUGCCAUGAACGACCCGCUGUGUUUGUUGCCUUCCUCGCUCCGCAAGGAGCUUCGCCCAGGGCUUUAUGCACUUUGCGGUAUGAUUAACGAGCAUAGCCGUGAUGCCCUCAUGGCGUCCGCCUUGGACGCAGGUGGCAAAGCAAUACUGAAGAACCUGUGGGCGGAAUACGAGAAGCAAAAGUACGUUGGAAAAGGCUAG
Molecule: messenger RNA, 3870 nt
Organism: Mycena indigotica
Lineage: Eukaryota; Fungi; Basidiomycota; Agaricomycetes; Agaricales; Mycenaceae
Product: Urb2 domain-containing protein
Exons: 14
Coding region: 514-3870 (1118 amino acids)
Source: RefSeq, a predicted model, not a curated record